UAAAGCAUAAUUAACCCAUAUUUUUAAGUUCUGUUAUCUCUCCUGUUCGUUUCUUGAAUGUUUUACUGACCAAGAGAGACUUCUGGGUGCUGUUAAGGGCUUUUGCAUUACCGAACAAGGAGAAUCCAUGAAUUUGCUUUGGUAGACCAGGUUGUCUUUGGGGUUACAUUCCGAUAACCCAAUAAAGUAUUUGCAAUUCUGGUGGAGGGUUUUUGUUUCACGGGUUUGUUGUGUUGAAACCCAGAUGAAAAUAGGGGUUUUUGGGGCUGCGAGUUGAAAAAGCUUGAGCAUUUACGCGUUUUGAAGAGCUGUGGUUUAGUUGUUGAAGGUUGUGGUUCAUUGGGAUUAAAAUUUCAGAAAAUCAAGAGAAUUAUCAGCUUCAGUUAUUUAUCUUGGCGUAGGAGAUGUUUGAAUGAACAUUGACAAUGUCUUUACACACUAUGAGUUAUGCAUCCCAUGUAUUGGGUUAUGUAGAUAUGAACAGAAGCCCGUAUAAGACAAGGUUGAGUCCGGCUCUAGCAAUACCUCCAUCAUCAACUCUCUUACACACUGAUGAAAGUGGGAGAUUUCCUGAAUCAAAGAAGGGUCAUGGAUCAAAUGCACCUUCAAGAAGCGGUGACUCUACUGGUUCUUUACUCGGUCAAGCGAACACAAUAGGUAUUAUUGGAGGGGUGUCCGUGGAUUCUACACUGAAUUUUUUGAGAAAACUUGUCAAGUGGAGUAAAAGAGAAGGAACAAGUUCCCUUCCUUUUGUACUUCACUCUGAUACUGUGUUAAAUAAAGAGCUUUUAUCACACGACAGAAGUUCUUUUCCUUCCCUCAGCAAAAGUCAAAGUAAUCGAUUAGACCCUACCCCAAUUGUGGAGAACUUGCGGAAUAAAAGAACUUUCCUUGAGAAUUCAGGAGCUUGUUGCAUAGUGAUGCCUUGUAACAUUUUGCAUUCCUGGCACGACGAGGUUUCUAAAGGAUGUUCUGUUCCUUUCCUCCAUAUGGCCGAGUCUGUUGCCAGGGAGCUCAAGGAAGCAAAGUUGAAGCCGCUUGAAGCUGGGAGUCGAUUGCGGAUUGGAGUGCUUGCGACUGAUGCAACUUUAACGGCUGGAUUUUAUCAGGAGAAACUACAGAAUGAGGGAUUUGAGGUAGUGCUGCCAGAUAAAGCAACAAUGGAACAUACAGUAAUUCCUGCAUUUGAAGCUUUAAACAGAAAAGACACUGAAGGAGCACGCAAUCUGUUGAGGAUUGCUCUCCAAGUUCUUUUGGUAAGGGCAGUGAACUCUGUAAUCCUUGCCUCUGAUGAUAUGAGGGAUCUUUUGCCUCAGGAUGAUCCUCUCCUAAAAAAAUGUAUAGACCCCAUGGACGCAUUAGCUAGAUCUACUAUUAAGUGGGCGCAAUCUGCUGAAAUGGGUACAUACUGAACAUUGAGAAUGUGAUUACUGAUUAAUCUGGUUAAUGUGUU
Juglans regia (Persian walnut) is the source of this 1453-nucleotide messenger RNA. RefSeq lists its product as uncharacterized. The transcript is spliced from 3 exons. Lineage: Eukaryota; Viridiplantae; Streptophyta; Magnoliopsida; Fagales; Juglandaceae. The coding region runs from base 426 to 1412 and encodes 328 amino acids. Gene Ontology annotation, molecular function: amino-acid racemase activity. The record is from RefSeq and is a predicted model, not a curated record.